AUAUUUAAGUGUGUGAUUAAAUUCAAAAUGAUCGUGUUCAAAUAUUUUAUCACGAAAGAAAACAAUAUACGAUUCAUCGUAAAAUAAGCUAUUGAACAAUAAAAUUUUAAUUUCAAUUAACAAUUAAUAAUUAUUAUAAGAACAUAUUAUAAAUUAUUAAAAAUUCCAUUUUUUUAUUAAUUUUAUUUCAAAUAUUAUAACCUUUUAUAUGUCAAAAUUAAAUUUUCAUUUAUAGAUAAUUUGCUAUGUAUUGCUUUUAAAUAUAUAGUUAUAUUAAAAUAUUAAUUAAUUGUUAUAUUAAAAUAUUAAUAAAUAUUAAUUGUUUUUUUAAGAAAAGGAUAAGUACAUAAUAGUAUGAGUAAACAGAAGUAAAUUAAAUUAAUCUGUGAUAAUCGAUAAUGAUUAUGGUACGUAUAAAAAUUAAAGAUGUAAAAUAAUCUAAUUAAGAUUUUUUUAACUUUAUUCUAUAUUUAUUGCAUUAAUUAUCAAUAACUUAUCAAAAAUAUAAAUCUAAUAAUUUUUUGAUAUAUUAAUAUAUUUUUAUCGUUUUUACAAGAAAGAGAUAUUUGUUUAAGAAAAAAGAAAUAUAAAGAACAUUGUUACAUAAAACAAUUGAAAUUUAUAAAUAACUUCGUAUGAAUAUUAUAUUACGUUAUAACAUUGAUUAUAAUUACUUGCUGCAACGAAUUUAUCUCAUCAUCCAAUGAAUUUAAUCUAAAUUCAUUAUUGUUUUACUUAUGAAUAUUUUCAAUUUAAUUACAAUCUCAUCUCAAUAUGAAUUAUAUCGAUUUAAUGUUCAAUUUCAUGGAUAUUUGGAUGAUAUCCAUCGUUAAUUCAUCCUAACUUGAAUCAUUAUAGCUUUACUGGAACAUUCGAAACACUUGAAACAUGUGUACUGUAUGUAAUGCCCUAAACGCAUACAGAUGUCAUUAGUUCAUUGUAAUUCAUGAAACUACGAUGCAACAUAACACAGUAUAUAUGUUCGUGCAAAUUUGUCCCUUUCGGCAUGCCGAUAAUGACAAGGCUUCUGGCGUCAUGUUGAUAAGAUGGAUAAUUGAUAUAUGUUCCCUAGGGAUAUGCAUAUAUGUACAUAUAUACAUAUAUACGCAUAUAUAUUUUCUUAACUUAUAUGUUAAUAUAUUCGUACGAUAUUUUUGAAGAGUUAAUUCUAGAAAUCAAUUCUAGAGGAAAAAAACAUUAUUCUCGUCUCACUUUAUCUAAUGUAAAUUAUUUGUUAAUAAAUUUAAUCGAUAUUUUUUUAUAUUAUUUUUGUGUUUCUCUUAACUGCUUGAAUCGAUCUCUCACACGAACAUAUUAACAUUUUAUUAAUAUUAAUAUAUUAAUAUUAUUUAUAUGUUAUAUAAAAAUAUAAAAAGUAAUGCUGGAUAGAAUAUUAUAAAAUUUUAUUUUAUAGUCGAGUAACAAUUACUGUUACUGCUAUUAUAUAUAUAAUUACAUUUAUUUGUAGGACGAUAUCAGAAAAUUGGAAUUGUUUAUCGAUCGCUUUACAAAAGAUGCAUGGAUCCGUUGAUAACUUGGAUGCUUAUUGUUAGAAUAAUCAACAGGAAACGAAACGAAUUCGAUUUCGUUUCCUUGUGUUGAUCUUUUGCACUGCAAUAACUUCUGACUGUGUACCCAAUGAGGAGAACAUAUAACUAAUAUACCAUGUUAGAAUAUGAGACAUGUGCCAUAGCAGAUGAUGUUUCAUAAGAAAACUUUCAUAGUUCCACGAAUCUAACAAUAUUAAAUUCUAUGUUAUUUUCCAAAGUAUUCCUCAAGUUAUGUUCCAUGUAAUUAUACAGUUUAUUAAGAUAAUAGUAUUUAUAUUGAAAACUAUAGAGAAUUUAUUAUCUAUAUAUAAGAUACUGAAAGUUCUUCGUUUCUAGUAUUAGUAUAGCAUAUAUGUACAAUAUAAAGCAUUUAUGAAUUUUUCUUGGAUUUAGUGGAAAUUGUAUUUAGUGCGACAUAUAUGCGAUUAUAUUAUUGUGCGAUGUGAUUUUACUAUAUCACUCUUUUGUAGAAAUAAUGAAUCGAAGCACAGCAUUAAGAAAAUCGUUUAUUAAAAUUGCAUUAUUCGAGUUUUACAGGAUGUUAAUGAAAAUGUAGGUCUCCAUUCUCUUGACUUUUAUGGAUAGAUCGUAAAAGACGCAUAACAUUAUAACUGUAUACAAGUUUUCUAAGAAAUAACUAUGUUCCAAUCAAAGAUUUACUAAGUAUAUAAAUCAAUCUAUUUUAUAAUUCAAAUAAUAUGAGAUAUUUUUUCAAUAAUGUAAAAUAAUCUUUAUCAAUAUAACUUAAUUUAAUGUUAAUUAAUAUAUAAAUUAUUCUACUUAAUUUUCAUUCUUACAUCAAUUUGACACAUAUGCUACAAUGCUUUAUUAUCUUAAAACAAUUUAUACGAAUAAUUUCUUAUUCGAUUAGAAGAAAGUUAUUUUUUUUAUUUUUAACAGAAACUUGAAUAUUUAAUUAUUUAUUUUUUUAUUAUAUCGAGUUUUUAUUAUUAAAUAUCAAAACACGAAAGAAGUUUGAAAAAUGAAAAACAUAUAUAUAUUAAAGAUUUAUUUGGAACAUUAUAUAUGCUUUUGUUUAAAUUAAAAAAUAAAAGGAAAUAAAUUAUCUAUAACAGAUAAGAAAAAUUCGAAAGUAUUAAUGUUAUCGAUAUCAGUUAUAGUUUUCUCAAGAUUCGUUAGCAACAAUUGAAAAAUUUGACCUCGUGUUCGAGAAAAUGGCUAUCUCAGAAAUUCAGGGCGAAGGUUCCAGAGGUUCCGGUUACGAUACUCACUACAGGUCGUCGCCAUGUACACGCUAGUAUCGUGGCAAGAUCCGGACGAAGGAGUAUCAGGAAGAAUGGAAAGGGGAAUGUCGGUCAGUGGGCCUUUCCUUGCAAUGACGGUACUCCGUUUAACGCCUUGGGGCUACCUAGGAAUGUUGGAACAGCGUACAACUUGAUGUCUCUCCUUUUCUUUCUCAAAUCUUUUUUCCUUUUCUUCUUUGUACACUCCUACUUCUCUAAAUUAAUAACAUUUAUCUCUAUACAGCAUACAUGCACUUCCUUCUGGAACGUUAUAAAAUAAAUUUGAUGUACAAGAUGCAACAUAAACCUGCCGGUUGAUCGAACAUUGAUUAUGGAUAAGUUUCAUGGAAGUUUAUGGUGUAUAAUUUAUGUAAGCAGCUAAAAGUUUCCGUUACGCGCAGCCGAUAACGCGCGUAGGAAAAGAGGAAGCGCGUUCGAAAGAACGUUUACGCUUACUCGAACAGCGCCGUUUCGUUUGAAACGUUAACACGGAUGAACCCAGGCCACUGAACGAGAGCAAUGGACGGUCGCGAAACGGCCACGGUGAAACGGGCGCGGUUCACUGCAUAUUUCCAUGCCGGUGUAGCCCAGGAUAUCGCGAGUACCGUAAAGGUGAAGAAGCGGGUCGUUGCCGGAUCGAAUUCCGCGCGUACCAGUCCACAGAACCACAUUAAUUUUCAACGUGCGCGCUAGAAUUACACCGGAUCCUUUCGUUCAGUGAGAAAAAUGGAAGUAUGCUGGCUCUCCUCCCUACGGAUGCAACCGCUGCAACCGCACUUUUUCGUGUCUACAGGCAAUACUGCGGGAGUACCGUAAAGUUGGAAGGAGCAAUACGUUCUAGAAUCGAAUUCCGGACGUGUCUGUGCGAGCUACAUGAAUUUUUCCCAAGGUUCUUCCCGUUGAGUAUCGCGCUGACUAUUUGACUGCUUAAAUAAAAGAAAAAAAAAAGGAAAAAAGAAAAUAAGAAAGAGAAAAAAGAAAAAGAGAUUAGGAGGGAUCCAUGAUUGUGACUUCUGACUACUUGAAUAAAAAAAAAGAUAAGGAAAUAGAGAGAGGAGGAAAGAAGAAAUAGGAAGUAUCACGUUGUAGGAUAUGGAGAUUAGAAGAGAUACGGAUCUACCGUUGUGAUACGAGAGGAAAUCGAGUGUUUGAAAGAUCGUUGAAUACGACUUCGUAAUUACGGAUGGUUUUGGGUCAUUUGGUCGAUCGAUGACCCGUUUCAUCUACUAUUGAAAUGUUAUAUGUUACACGGAUACACGUUUAAUUGCCGGAGUUUUAUCCGGAGCAAAGCAAGAAUUUUAUUAUUUACCGCAAAGGAGGAGUUUCAGCCGGCGAAAUUUUAGAUGUGAACGAAUCCAACAGGAUCGACGGUUACCCGUGUUUCCUGGUGUUACGUCGGUGUCCAGAGAUUGUGGCGUACGUCGACAGGGCCGUAGAAUUCUAGAAGGGGGUCAUCAUACGAGGCCGGCUCCGCCGAACGCACCGAGCCAGGACAGUAUACGAACGUCAUUCGGCGCGGACUGAGCGGCGAAAGGCGCGUUACCUGCCGAGCGGUACCGCAAUUUCGAAUCCAAGUCUGCCUCUUUCGUUUCGUGUCUCUCUACGAAAGCAUUACUUCCAAGGGAAAUAGGGGUUGCGAUUCAGUGGAACGAUCAUCGUUCGACAUUUUUAUCGAACGAUCGUUCACGAUUUUCUGUCGUUUGCCAAGUGCGAGAAGAGGGAAGAAAAAGAAAACACAGACAUAUAUAUAUAUAUAUACACAGACGCACGAGAGAAGAUCUACGGAUUGUUUCACGGAGAACGGUGGAUUAAUUGGCUGCACGUUUCCACGCGUGUGAAUUAUAGAAAUCGAGAUAUAGCGGUCGAUUAAAAAAAUCACUUGAUGCGCUGAGGAUGCGCCGUGAUUUCUGCAACGGUGGGCUUGCCUGUGCCGUUGUGUGGGUGUCAUCGACCUGCUGGCUCUUACUGUCUUUCUCAUCCUCGGUCACAGCAGAACCAUCACUGAAGGCGGUAGGUCGAUGCCCAGCCUUCGAGGAGCAAAAUGUAUGUCCGGCAAGGGCACCAACUUGUGAAAAUGACUUCCAGUGUCAGUCAGCGGGUGAACGUUGCUGCAAAACAGCUUGCGGAACAAAAUGCGUCAACGGUGAGUUGACAGGAUGUGAGCAGCUGGCGCAGGCAGCCGUGAGAAGAUUUCGUGCUCUUGGUCCACGUGGACCCGCGCAAUUUAUACCAAAGUGCAACAACGAGACAGGCGAAUUUGAGAGGAUACAAUGCGACCCACGGGAAAAGCAAUGCUGGUGCGUGGACGAGAUCGGGGUAGAGAUCCCGGGCACCAGGGGAAACUCUAUGGACGUGAUCGAUUGCGACAAUCCUCGAGAAUGUCCCGCGCAUACCUGUCGAAUGCUAUGCGUAUUGGGUUUUGAGAUCGAACCGAAAACUGGCUGCCCUAAAUGCGAGUGCCGAGAUCCUUGCCGCGGUAUCACCUGUCCAGGGACCAGUCAAACGUGCGUGUUGAUCGAUGCAACGUGUGCCCGUCCACCGUGUCCGCCAAUUCCCAGCUGUCGCAAAGCAAAGUCACUGUCCACGAUAUGCCCGGCUGGGGAACCGUUACAGAUCACAGAUUCACCUAGGCCAUUUCUCUGCGGCGAUGAACCGGGUAAACCAAGUUGUCCGCCAAUGUACAGCUGCCUGGUUGAACCGAAGCAGGAAUACGGUGUCUGUUGUCCAUCGAGCAUUAAUCUGAAGAGGCCUGGAACGUGCCCGUUAGAGGAGGCUGCGAUAUGCGGUAACACGUGUCAACACGAUUUGGAGUGUCCUGGUCCUGAGAAAUGUUGCAAGAGCGAGAAAUGCGGCGGUAGUGUUUGUUCUGUGCCGCAAGGAUUGAGUGCUUGCCACAGAGAUCGGGUAUUGGUGGAGAUGCUAAGUAUCUCUGAGAGGCAGGGACGUGGAUACGUUCCUCAAUGCUCUGAAGAUGGAGGAUAUGAGAGUAGACAAUGCUCGAGAAACGGUUUGGUUUGCUGGUGCGUGGAUAAUAAUGGUCGAAAAAUAUCCGGUACCAUGGGGCCGGCGGAUAAAGUAGAUUGUAAAUCGGUAAUGAAAGGGAGGUCCCUUCCGGCUUCCUGCGUUUCGCAACAGUGCGCUCAGGUGUGCCAGUAUGGAUUCAAAACAGAUGCUUCCGGAUGUCCGACUUGCGAAUGUGACAAUCCUUGCGAAGGUUUUCCAUGUCCAAUAGGUGAACAAUGCGUUUUGCAUCGUGAAGACGGAUGUCCGGAUUUUCUCUGCCCAACCAGACCGGAAUGUAAACCGAAGAAAGCUUACCAAAGUCCUUGUGUUUAUGGAACUCCUCUAAUCGAUGAUGAACGGAACGCGGUAACCUGUUCUAAGAAUGACACAUGUCCCCAAGGCUACAAAUGCAUCGUUGUACCGGAAGCUGGGCAAUCAGUAUGUUGCAUGACGUCAGCAAAUUCAACAAAAACGCAAACUAUGUGUGAAUACUUGAGGGAAUUUAACGAACGUAUGGAAGGAACCAGAGAAGAUAUGUCUCUAGCAAUUCCACCGCCUCAAUGCGAAAAAGAUGGCAGUUACAAGCCUUUGCAAUGCCACAACGGUACUUGUUCCUGCGUGAAUGAUCGCGGUGUUGUCCUAAAAAGCAGCGUGAACCGUAGCAGCGAUUGCAAAGAGAUAAAAGAUCUUCUCAAGUUAUGCGGAUCUCUGUCCUGUGACUUGGCAUGUCCUUACGGUUUCGAGGUGGAUGCGACAGGUUGCGAACAAUGUCGUUGUCACGAUCCUUGCAAAGACGUCUCAUGUAGUCCACACGAAACUUGCACGAUAGUCGAUGUGAAUUGCGGAUUAGGACAACACUGUCCAGCGGUUCCAGCUUGUCUGGCUACCAAACCGGGCCAGUGUCCAUAUUUAGUACCAAGUUCGUCAAGUUGCGAGCUACAAUGUAGCAAUGAUCAAGAAUGUUCAGCUACAGAAAAGUGUUGUUCUACGGGGUGUGGAACACAAUGUGUAGCUCCUGUGAUGGCUACCGCUUGUCAACAUGCACGUGCAGUAGCGGAACACGCGGCCAGAGAAUCCGGAGAGCCGGCCAGAAGAAUUUACAUUCCCAGAUGUGAUAUCAACGGAGCAUUUGAACCAGUUCAAUGCCAUAAUGGGAUGUGCUGGUGUGUGGACAAGGAGGGCAGAGAGGCGGCAGGUACUCGUGUUCUCGAGGGAAUAGUGCCAAAGUGUAACACGCCGCUCAGAUGUCCGGAGAUUGAUUGCAAAUUGGACUGUUCCGAUGGAUACGAAUUGGAUCCCGAUAGCGGUUGUCCAACGUGUUCCUGCCGAGACCCCUGCAAAAGCGUGACUUGUCGGGGUGAAAAUGAAGCUUGUAGGAUGGUUGAAGUAGCUUGUAGUGUACCACCAUGUCCCCCUGUACCAGUCUGUUUACCGAAAAAGGAUAAUCCAUGUCCGAAUGGAUCUCCUUUGUUAAAUCAAAAUGGUUCUCCAGCAAUUUGUGGGCCACACGGUCAACAUUGUCCAUCCACGCACAAGUGCGAACUGUCUCCUUUGGAUGAAUACGCUGUAUGCUGUCCAAAACCUCGCGAGAUUUGUUUCGAACCACCGCGAAAAGUAUCGUGUAAUCUAGGGAUGGAUCUGAACGAGACCGAAAGAUGGUACUUUGAUCCGGAACGUAACGAAUGCAGGAUAAAAACUGAAUGUACUCUGGGUCAUAAUGAUUUCUCUAGCCGUUUGGUAUGUGACACUGUAUGCCCUGUGUUGUCACAAUGCGAACGACUUAGAGAGAAGAAUUUGAAAACAUCUCAAAGAUUAAAGCAACCGACAUUUUUACCCAGAUGUGAUUCAGAGAACGGCAUGUGGGAACCUGUACAGUGUUUAGAACAUGUCGGUGUUUGCUGGUGUGUCAAUGGAAAGGGUCAGCCAAUGAAAGGUUCGCUUACUAGAGCACCUGAACCGAAGUGUAACUUUAGGCAGGCGAGACGAGGAGGUAGGGGGCCGAUAAUUCAAGAAAUCGACCGUGAAAUUCAGGCGUUCAUGGAGAAUGCUCUAAUUAACUUGGAAACCGACGAGAAGCAAAUUGGGAAAGUAUUGGGUACGAGAUGUCAGGCGAUGAAGGAUAAAGGUCACGUCCCGGCAAUUUGCGAUCGUCAGGGUAGGUUUGAGCCAAUGCAAUGUGCUGGUGAUACAUGUUGGUGUGUUGACGAAGCGGGUAAUCAACUCAUAGGAUCGGAGCCUUUCCUAAAAGGAACAAAUAUUUGCUUGCCAACUCCAGUAGAAGCUGUCGAAGUUACUUUACGUUUCCCCGGUCGAUUUCUUGCCGAUGAUGAAACGAAACUUAUCAGACAAACAGAGGAUCUUCUUCGUGAUCUAGGCGCCAGAAUAAAAAAUGAUGUACGGGUGGAAAUCAAUCAAGACUCAGCUAUAUUAAGUUUCGAAGUAAUAGGUCCAAAUAAAGUAGAUGUAGCAUUUCAUUUGGAAGAAUUAACCAGAAUACAAAAGCUCUCUAUGUUGGGGUCAUUUGCGGAUGCGACUACUUCUCGAUUCACACAUAGAUCACCCCCAAUGGCCAUGCAAAGUAGAAUUGUAGCAUUGGAACAACGGGAAAUUCUUACAGAAGUAGAAACACCUGUUUAUCAAACAGCCACUCUUGUCUUAGCAGCAGGAAGCGCUUUUAUAAUUAGCAGCUUGCUCAUUUUAUUAAUGUUAUAUCGUAAAAAGAUAAAAAUGAAAGAUCCAUCUAAAACAUUAGCCGCAGAUCAACACUUUCUUGCAUACCAACAACCUGUGUAUGUAAUAUCAAGUAUAGAGCAGGAAGAGAAGAAGAAGGAUAUUACCGAAGUGCAAGAGAGUACGUCGGAUGUGGUCGUCGGCACAUAGAACAGAUUAAGAAUUAAAUGCGUAGAUUAUUGUUAUCCGCGAAUAUAGUCAUGAUCGAAGUUAUGUCUACGUAAUUCUUUCCAUAUUUCGAUGAAAUAUUUAUUCUUUAAAUACAAGAUGCACAAUUGUUAGAAUCGAUGGUCGACCGAAUAGAUUGAUACUUCCUUCAUUGUGGAUAUCACAUAAUUGAUCCACGAUAUAGGAUAUAACAUGUAACUGCGAUUUUUAUAAGGGAAACUAAAAAAGAAAGAGAUUCGGUCUGCUGUCGAGGAACAAUAGUUCUUAUUUAGAACAAUUUAAUUUUCUCGCGGAUCUCUGUUUCGUCUCGAACGUAUCAGAGUUACUAACGCAAAAAUGUCCUAGCCUGAAGAAGAAACGCAAGGAUAUCGUUGCGUUAAAUGUAUAUCAUGGGUGUAAAUAUUAGACUCAUAUUGUGUGUUCGUUUAUUUAUAUAGCUCAAUAAAGAUCGGAAAUUCCUUUA
Apis cerana (Asiatic honeybee) is the source of this 9158-nucleotide messenger RNA. RefSeq names its product cysteine-rich motor neuron 1 protein. NCBI's taxonomy places the organism in Eukaryota, Metazoa, Arthropoda, Insecta, Hymenoptera, Apidae. Gene Ontology annotation, cellular component: extracellular region; basement membrane. Gene Ontology annotation, molecular function: serine-type endopeptidase inhibitor activity. The record is from RefSeq and is a predicted model, not a curated record. Gene Ontology annotation, biological process: cell-matrix adhesion.